Olea europaea var. sylvestris is the source of this 1260-nucleotide messenger RNA. RefSeq lists its product as uncharacterized. The transcript is spliced from 3 exons. The record is from RefSeq and is a predicted model, not a curated record. NCBI's taxonomy places the organism in Eukaryota, Viridiplantae, Streptophyta, Magnoliopsida, Lamiales, Oleaceae. Bases 1 to 1260 code for a protein of 419 amino acids.
AUGGCUGCAAGUAAUAUGCAAAUAGCGAAAACAUGUGGAAUUUGUUGGGUGGCAGGACAUCCAACUGACAUGUGUCAAACUCUUCAAGAAGAUAAACAAGUUAAUGCAGUAGGGAGCUUUCCUGGACAACCACAAAGAAAUUAUAAUCCUUACUCGAAUACCUACAAUCCAGGAUGGAGGGAUCAUCCUAAUCUUAGCUAUGGGAAUCAAAAAGUGAAUCAACCAAACUUCCAGCAAUACAGGCAGCCAUAUCCUCCUAGACAACAACAGGACCAAACUUCAAGUUCAGGUAUGCCUUUAGAAGAUGAAAAUGAGAAAGAUAUCACUGAAGAAAAGAGUGUUCCCAACGAUGAUGGCGUACCUAAGCAUAAGUUUCCACUCAUUUCUGAGUAUAAACCAGCGUCCCAUUUCCCUCAGGCUUUAGUAGAACCUAGGAAAGAUGAACAUAAUCAUGAGCUUUAUGGAACUUUCCGUAAAUGUGAAGUAAACAUUUCAUUGUUGGAUGCUAUUAAACAAGUACCUCGUUAUGCUAAGUUCUUGAAGGAAUUGUGUACCAUUAAAAGAAAACAAAAACUUAAAAGAUAUGAAAAGAUAAAUGUAGGGAAAAUGUUUCUGCAAUUAUCCAAAAAAAAUCUCCCUACAAAGUGCAAAGAUCCAGGCAUAUUUAGCAACCUUUGCAUGAUAGGUAACUCUAGGUUUGAAAAGGCCAUGUUAGACUCAAGAGCUUCUAUUAAUGUCACGCCAUACUUUGUAUACGCUUCUUUAAAACUUGGACCUUUGAAUGAAACUGGUGUCAUAAUUCAACUAGCCGAUAAAUCUAAUGCUUAUCCUAAGGGUGUAGUUGAGGAUGUUCUCAUGAACAUUAAUGAUUUAAUUUUUCUUGCUGACUUCUUUGUGCUUGAUAUGGGAUAUAAUGAUCAAACUAUCCCCAUUUUGCUAGGAAGACCAUUCUUAAGGACAUCCAAAGCUAAAAUAGAUUUUUAUAGUGACAUGCUUACUAUGGAAUUUGAUGAUAAAAUCGGUGAAUUUAACAUUUAUGAUGCUAUGAAACAUCCUGAUAAAACUAACAUUGUUUAUUCUAUUCAAGUGAUUGAUAAUUUAGAACAAGAGGAAACCAUUGCAACAUUGAAUGCUUCUCCAAAGUCACGUAAAAGUUCACAUAUUGUUUUGCCAAUUGCUAACGAGAAGCCUUUCUAUGUAGGUUUCCAAAUGGAUGAUGUGAGAAUAUGGGACCUUAGGAACCCAAUUGAUGCCGGUUGA